Messenger RNA from Phasianus colchicus (ring-necked pheasant), 687 nucleotides. The record is from RefSeq and is a predicted model, not a curated record. NCBI's taxonomy places the organism in Eukaryota, Metazoa, Chordata, Aves, Galliformes, Phasianidae.
CUGUACGUCAGCACGCACGCCGUACGUCACCGCGCACGCCCGGCGCAUGCACAGCACCGCCCUCUUCGGCCGCGCGCUGCGUUCUGUGAGGAAGCGUUGAGCCCCCUUCCCACCAUGCAGCUCUUCGUCCGCGCCCAAACCCUCCACACCAUCGAGGUCUCCUCCUCUGAGACCGUCGCCCAAAUCAAGGAGCGGAUCGCGGCGCUGGAAUCCAUCGCUCCGGAGGACCAGGUGCUGCUCUUUGGUGGGAGCCCAUUGGAGGAUGGAGCUGUGCUGGAACGCAGCGGUGUUCCCGAAUUCUCUACUCUGGAAGUGGCUGCCCGGCUGCUGGGGGGUACGUAUGGGGCCCCUCCCCUCCCCCAGGUGGCCAAACAGGAGAAGAAGAAGAAGAAGACGGGCCGUGCCAAGCGGCGCAUGCAGUACAACCGGCGCUUCGUCAACGUGGUGCCCACCUUUGGCAAGAAGAAGGGCCCCAACGCCAACUCCUAAAGGCAAUAAAUGGAGCCCCUGCUGGCAAAUCUGGGGUGUCUUUGGGGGGGUUUGUCAACAGGUUGGGAGGUGGAAAGCUUCGGUUUUUAACCCAAACCCGUGGGAUUUGGCACAGAACAUCGUUGGAGGACCUAGAACCUUUGGAAGGGACUUAACAGGGAGUCCUAGCGGCAAUAAAUUUGACCCAUCCUGGCAGAA